Messenger RNA from Zingiber officinale, 831 nucleotides. Its product is annotated as auxin-responsive protein SAUR71-like. Lineage: Eukaryota; Viridiplantae; Streptophyta; Magnoliopsida; Zingiberales; Zingiberaceae. Gene Ontology annotation, biological process: response to auxin. The record is from RefSeq and is a predicted model, not a curated record. Bases 246 to 671 code for a protein of 141 amino acids. The transcript has a single exon.
AGCAGCUAGUGGGGCAGCGCUCUUCCUCCUCCCUCAGUUUAUAUGCGUGUCGAGGGCUCUUCAACAAUUGCACCUUUCUCCACCCUCUUUCUGUACGAAUGAGUAAACCUGUUGGGAAUCAUGAGUAACUCAAAGUUUCCGAGAGCCAGGGUCAUGUAUUACCAAGUCUACGACAGAGGUUAAGGUCCAGUAAGAAAAUCAUCUUCUGCAUUUUGUUGUUGUUGUUGUUGUAGUAAUAGUAGUAUAUGGGGAGGAUGGAGAUUAAUAACGGGAAAGAGAAGGUUAAGUCGAAGGGGCUGAUAAAGAAGACACUGGAGCGGUGCAGGAUCAAGAGCAGGAGGCAGGUGGUGGGGAUGCCGCCGGAGGGGUGCUUGUCGGUGUACGUGGGGCCGGCGAGGGAGCGGUUCUUGGUGCGGACCGAGUGGCUGAACCAUCCUCUGUUCAUGGUGCUGCUGGAGGAGGCGGAGAUGGAGUUCGGGUACGCCACUGCUGGCCCCCUCGAGCUCCCCUGCGACGUCGCGCUCUUCCGCAGGGUGCUGUGGGAGGUGGAGCAGGAGGCGGUGCAGCUGUUUUCGCCCCGGUGCAACUUCGCCAUCGGCCAUGCCACCGCCGGAUACUUCCUGCUCAGCCCGGUGAGGCCCAUGAACAUGAUCACGACCGGCGGAGUUUGAUCGUGAUGCCUCUGCAAGCUGAUGACUCGUGUCCUCUAAUUUCGUGAAGUGGAUUAUCUGUAAUCAUCGUGUUAACUACAUAGUAAGUGAUGUUUGAUCCAAUAAAGUUUGUAUAUGAAUGUCCACGUUUCUGAAAAUUUGUUUUUAGCUUUCCAAAUUA